UUGCCGUGGUUUCAGCCUCCUGCUUCUUGAGCCGACCGUUGCGCGCGCGGCCAACGGCUGAGAGCCGUGAGGAUUUAUGACAGGACGGAGGGAAGGAGGAGAGAAGGAAAGGAGGGGAGGAGGAGGCUGUGACAGCAGGAGGUGUUGAAGGGUGGAUUAUCGCUGCCGCAGAAAAACAUCAGAGUCAUCGUUUCCUCUGAGUUCCGGCCAUCAGGAAGCUCCAUCACUCCAUCUGAGCAGAGGGAGGACUGAAGCAGGGAUGGAGGGACUGUGAGUCCUCGCUGGUCCUCAGAUCCGUGGGGAGUCAUGACCUCUCAGGAAGAGGCGUCUUCCUUCAGGAGGUUCUUUCAGUACGUGGAGGACAGCGCCCUCCGAACAUACGACGGUCUGGUGAUCCAAAACGCUUCCGACAUCGCCAGAGAGAGCGACCGCGUUCGGAACCAGACCAACUGGACCUACCUACAGGAGAAACACCAGAAGAAGAGACGGCAAGAAGAGACCAUCAAGAGGAUUGGAGAAGACGUUGCCACGGCCUCAGAUGGAGCAUACUCUGGAAAACAUUUCAGGAUGGGCUUCAUGACGAUGCCGGCGCCACAGGACCGACUGCCCACGCCGACCCAAGGCUUCACUGUGCGAUCCCAGUCUCUUCACUCAGUCGGCGGUGGAGAGGAAGACUCCAACCACAGUCGCAAGCAACCUCCACCCAAACCCAAGCGAGACCCGACCACCAAACUGAGCAGCAGCUCUGAGGCGGUGGACGGAGUCUCUGGUUUCAUGAAGAGAGAGUAUCAAGAAGCUAAAGAUGGUGCCGAACUUUCAGAAGCUCGAUACCAUCACCACAGUGAAGAAUCCAGGAAGAUGCCUCCACCCAAACCCAAGAGAGACCCAAACACUCAGCUUAGCUCCUCUUUUGAUGAGUCCUACGUCCGUAACCACUGCAGCAAGAAGUCUUCCCUCCAUGGCGACAAAUCCUCGUCUCAGAGUCACAGCCCGGCGUCCAGAGACACAGACGACGAAGAGCCGGUUUACAUCGAGAUGGUCGGAAACAUCCUGCGUGAGCUGAAAGGUCAGGAAGCCGUGGACGACGAGCAAAGCGAGUCUGUGUACGAGGAGAUGAAGUAUCCGAUGCUGGAGGACUUUCUGCAGGAUGUGCAGUCCACCAUCAUCGACAGUGAGGCGUGGUCUUCCCGCGGUUCGUUCUGUGACAUUCCUCCACCCUUCCCAAACCUCCUGACUCACCGCCCUCCGCUGCUCGUCUUCCCGCCCGCCCCGGUCCAAUGCUCCCCCAACUCCGACGAGUCCCCUCUCACCCCGCUUGAUGUCACUCGUCUGCCUGUGCUAGAAAAUGUUAGCUUGAGUAAAUCGGGUGGAGCAGAGCAGCCACAGGGCUCUGGUCACCACCGUAAAGAUCGGGACCGGGAUCGGGACCGGGACCGGGAUCGGGAUCGGGAUCGGGACGCGUCCCACACUCACACAGUCACAUCCUCUGGUCGCUCAUCAGCCCCUCCCCUGGCCUCCAGUUUUUACAAGUCAUCAAGCUCCGCCCACAGUGGUCACGGCUACCCCCGCAGCCAAUCAGCAUGUCCAUCUCCGGUCAGCAUGGGGCGCGCUCUGACUCCUCUGAGUUUGAAGAGGCCGCCCCCUUAUGACACUCUGAUAGCAGGAGGAAGCAUACCCCGCUCCUCUUCCUCCUCCUCCUCAUCCUCACAGAGGGCAGGAGAGGGCGGAGCUAAACUCAGUAACUCGUCCUCCGCCCACGGCUCCAUGCACAACGUCUCGGCGCGCUGCCAGACUCCCACCAGCCCGCUGGACGAACUCAACAACCUGUUUGCGUCAGGCAGGCAGGUGAUGAAGAGGAGCUCGGCAGGGAGGAAGGGCAGAGAGGGUGAAGGAGACUCCAAGUCUCUGCCAAGACACGACAGCAAAGACAGAGACGGACAAUCCAGUCCUGUUUCCAGCAGGAUGGGGAGAUCGUCUGUGAGCCCCACCAUGAUGCUGACGGGAGGAGGAGGAGCAGGAGGAGGAGGAGGAGGAGCAGGAGGAGGAGGAGCAGGAGGAGGAGCAGGAGGAGGAGAAUCAAAGACUGUGGGUAAACUGGGCCGGUCCGCAUCAACGUCAGGGGUUCCCUCUCCAGGCGGAACGCCGCAGCGCCACCUCUAUGACGCCCACCACCCGGUCCUCAGCCAGGACUGAGCUUUGGUGAACAAACAGAGAGCAGGAGCUUCACAUCGUCUCCUGAACUUAGUCUCACUCUGAAUUUUAAACACUAACAGCCUGCAGCAGCUGAACAUAACUGGCUCAGUAACACUUGAUUACUAACAUGCUGAAGUUUCUAACAGCAGCACUAAUACCGCACUGACGCUCCACUAACAGUGAGUCAUUCUGAGACACUUCAACACAAUAAAACUUUAAAAACUCCACAGUCAUAAGAUCAUAAACUCAAAAGUCACAUUCCUAUAGUUACUGACCCCGCCCCUAUCGAUACUGACUCCGCCCUUAUCGAUACUGACCCCGCCCUUAUUGAUACUGACCCCGCCCCUAUCGAUACUGACCCCGCCCCUAUCGACUCCGCCCCAACUUUCCACGCCCCAUUUUAAAUUCAUGCUGACCACGCCCAUUCCUGAUGCAAAUUGCUCACGCUGUGACUCAUGCUGACCCUGCACCUUUAUGUUGCAUGCUGAUUCUUGUGGCGUGACCUUUGACCCUGCCCUGACCCAACUGGACCUACUUUUCCACCCUGUUGUUAAGUAUUCUGAUGCACACCCUGGCAGGGUUUCAGUCCGGUUUGAAGUUCAGACUUGCCCCCAUUUUUUAUACAUAUUGAUGAACUCUGACACAUGACACCUACAGGUCAUCCCCAAUGUUUGGAGUGCGCUCCAUUUUAAUACUUACCAACCAUGUUCCAUAUUUAAUACAUACUGACCAGACGUUAUUACCACACAAUCUGUCCCAGAAGCCCGAUCCGAACCUUCUGCUCAUGUGAAUCUACUUCUUAAAAUUAUUAGUUUUAGCAUUGUUUUCAAAUGACCAAAGUGAUUUAUAUUUUGUUUUUUUAACCAUCUGGAAGUAUUUCCUGUAGCGCCUGUGCUAACGCCGGGACGUCGUUGCAAUUCGUUCUUCCUGGACAGAUUCUGUCAUGACGCAUCAUUCUUUACAUAAUGACCCUGCCCCUUUCUGAUGCAACUUCCCACGCUGUGACCCCUGCUGACCCUGCACCUUUCUGUUGCAUGCUGAUUCUUAUGGUAUGACCUCUGACCCUGCCCUGUCCCAACCGGAUCUACAGGUCUGCCCUGUUGUUAUGCGUUCUGACGGCCCAGUUUUAGUCCAGUUUUUACAGUCAUCCUUCAUGUAACGCAGGAGUAACGAUGAUUUUCAUUCAUUUACACAGAGUUAAUGAAGCAUAACAUAAUCAAUCCUGUUUUUCACCAUUAUUUCCUUUAAUUGGAGAUCAUUACUGAAGCAACACAGAGGCUCCCAGUGCUAACUGGAAGAACUGGGCUGAAACUGAGUCGAUCCUCACCUGACAUCCAUCACCUUCCCCUGUGGUUGUGUUUCUGUGCCAAACUUUUUCAAAUAAAAACCAAAAUGUCUGGUGUGGUGUUUGUUCUGUCUCAGUCUGCAGUGUUGUUUUUUAUUUAAAUCAUUUUUGGGGAUCGCUGUAGUGUGUGUUCACUGGUUUCUGGUUUCCAACUGAUUUAACUGAACUGAAUUAUUAAGGGUCCAGUCCAUAAUGUCGGAUUUGACUCUCAUUAUCUUUUUAAUUAAAACGCUUAAAAAUCUGCAUAUUGAUUGUAAUUAUUAACAUUUGUUUAAAUUUGUUUUCAUUCAGACAAAUUCAUAAUAAAGCUGCUUUUAUUCGUACACUGCAAAAACAAAGUAAUUUAGGUCUAGUUUCUUGUUUAAAUAUCUUGGUUCACGUUAAAUAGGAUAAAACUAACUUAGCAACUUUACAGAGAUAUUGGAGUUUGUUUAAUAAUAACCCAGUGAAUAACCUGAUUCUUUGGGCUGAGUUUCUUGGCCCACGUCAAUUUACUGUCGAAUCGAUAUGUUAGACACAGUGAAAUGCUUUCCAUUAACGGAGAGAACUGGGAACAGCAGGGAACCAAAAUGACUCCAACAGGCAUCAUCGGUUCAUCCAGGAGCUCACAGAAAAAUCUAGAUAACGACUAAAGUUCUGCAAACCAGUGAAGGUCAGAGGUCAUAAUUCAACCAUAUGACAGAGGCUGAGGGAAAUUACAUUAGAGUUCCAAAGCCAGAACCACAGCUGACCCACAUGAACACAAAGUCCAUCUCAGUUCUACCAAAAACACUUUCAUGAUGUUUGAUCUCAACAAUGCUCUGUCAGAAAACCCUGAAUAACGAACCGCUGUCGGGUUUGACCUCAACGCUUUGGCUAUGCUGCAGAACAGUAAACACAUCUGCAAGCUCAGUACAUCACCGAAUGGCUCAGAAAAUGUGGUUAGCAUGAAACCAUUUAGCAACAUUCCUUUACAGUAAAAUAGACGGUUUCCAUUGUUGGUGUAAUUAAACCAAUCAGAAGCAUUUUUCAUAUUCCUUUAACUGUGGAGGUCAUUGCUAACUAAAAUGCUAGCUGCACCAAAGCAUAAUCAUAAACAUUAGCUCUGCUAAUCAACACAGUAUUUAGCAGAAGCUAAUGCUACAGCAUGUGCUACAACACAACACGUCUCUACAGGGUCAUAUUUUUAUGGAAGUGAUUCUUUCAGUCAUAAUGUCAGUUUUAUAGUAGUUAUCUUUACUGUAGAACUACAGCAAAGCAUUAUGGGUACAGAAUGAACAUCAUUUGCUGCAUCUGUGAACAACACUUUAGCAAAAGCGCUAAAGUGCUUCCAAAACGUUAGCUCUGCUAUUAGCAUAUUAGCAUAUUGUAUCCACCACGGAACUUUAAUAAAUAGGCCAAUGGAUCCAUCCACAGGCUGACGUUAGAGCUGAAUGUGACCCAGAAUCCCCUCAGUGAGGCUCAGUGUCAGGCAGGACCACAGCGUGUGAACGAUGCUGACGAGCUGUUCUUCAUCACCAGAUGCCGUGGCUCUGCGGCGACGCCACCAUGAUGGAGAUGAUCGAGAAGAAGAGAGUUUUGUGCCGAGAGAUCAAAGCCCGUCAGCGGCCGGAGAAGAACCUGUGCAAGCAGGAC
This is a messenger RNA of Poeciliopsis prolifica (blackstripe livebearer), 5152 nucleotides long. It is a transcript of the gene nyap2a, whose product is annotated as neuronal tyrosine-phosphorylated phosphoinositide-3-kinase adaptor 2a. The record is from RefSeq and is a predicted model, not a curated record. Lineage: Eukaryota; Metazoa; Chordata; Actinopteri; Cyprinodontiformes; Poeciliidae. Gene Ontology annotation, biological process: neuron projection morphogenesis; phosphatidylinositol 3-kinase/protein kinase B signal transduction. The transcript is spliced from 7 exons. The coding region runs from base 307 to 2193 and encodes 628 amino acids.